AUGGAAGAAGAAGCCCAUGAAUUCUUCCACACAGCUGAUCACUUCGCCGUCGAUGACCUCUUGGUCGAUUUCUCUAACGAUGAUGACGACGAAAACGAUGUCAUUGCUGAUUCCGACGCCGCCAACACAGCCACCACCGUAACCGGCAGCUCUAACUCCUCCUCCUUCUCUGCCGGUGGUCUCCUCAAUUUUAACGGUGACGUUCAAGACGGCACCAGCUUCUCCGGCGAACUUUGCGUACCGAACGAUGAUUUGGCUGAGCUGGAGUGGCUGUCGAACUUCGUGGACGACUCGUCGUUCUCGACCGACGAUGUACAAAACCUCCAGCUAAUAUCCGGUUACAAGACCCCACCCGACCCGAAAUCCGAAUCCGGACCGGAAAACCCGAACACCAGCAGUCCGAUUUUCACCACUGAAGUCUCUGUGCCGGCCAAAGCAAGGAGCAAACGCUCACGCGCUGCAGCGUGCAAUUGGGCCUCACGUGGGCUUCUCAUGGAAGCGGUUUGCGACAACCCGUUCACCGGAGAAACAGUUCUCACCUGCCACCACCUGUCUCCGCCGACUUCUCCCACGGGGAUGGCUCAGCUCGGGAAAAAGCAAGCCAUCGACGGUUUCCGGCGGAAGAAGGAAGCCUCGCCGGAGUCAGGUGGCGCAGAGGAGCGGCGGUGUCUACACUGCGCCACGGACAAGACUCCACAGUGGCGGACAGGCCCAAUGGGCCCGAAGACGCUUUGCAACGCUUGCGGCGUCAGGUACAAAUCCGGGCGUCUUGUCCCCGAGUACCGGCCGGCGGCGAGUCCGACGUUCGUGCUGACGAAACACUCCAAUUCUCAUCGGAAAGUUAUGGAGCUCCGGCGGCAGAAGGAGAUGACGAGGGCCCACCAUGAGUUCAUACAUCACCAUCACGGUACGGACACUGCCAUGAUUUUCGACGUCUCAUCGGACGGUGAUGAUUACUUGAUCCACCACAACGUUGGCCCAGAUUUCAGACAGCUUAUUUGA
This is a messenger RNA of Microthlaspi erraticum, 1002 nucleotides long. NCBI's taxonomy places the organism in Eukaryota, Viridiplantae, Streptophyta, Magnoliopsida, Brassicales, Brassicaceae. The record is from the annotation of a GenBank genome assembly.